This is a messenger RNA of Botrytis byssoidea, 1398 nucleotides long. RefSeq lists its product as uncharacterized. Bases 1 to 1398 code for a protein of 465 amino acids. Gene Ontology annotation, molecular function: tRNA adenosine(64)-2'-O-ribosylphosphate transferase activity. Gene Ontology annotation, cellular component: cytoplasm. Lineage: Eukaryota; Fungi; Ascomycota; Leotiomycetes; Helotiales; Sclerotiniaceae. Gene Ontology annotation, biological process: charged-tRNA amino acid modification. The transcript is spliced from 3 exons. The record is from RefSeq and is a predicted model, not a curated record.
AUGCCUUUAACAGUGGCGGAUAUUGUCUUCAAUGAGCAAGCAAAUCACAACUUCUCAAAGACUCUGGGUGAAAUCAAACGAAGUACUUUAUCCAUACAUAACCGGCUUCGAUCAAUUCUCGAAGACGCGAAAUUCGCCCAGUCGGUCGCAAAUGCAUAUAAUAGACCACUUAUAGCAAAUGAGAGAUGUGGGAGCUGGUACAUUGAUCCCAGCAAGAAAGGAGGAAGUGCAUACUUCAAAAGUACCGAUGGGCAUACCGGAGUCUGGAAAUUCAGCUCCCGAAGAUUGAAUUUACAUCUGUUAGAGACAAUUGGUAAAUAUGAUGGAUGUAUUAUUGUAGAUUCUACUAGGCGUGGAAAGCGUAUGCCUGAUGCAUUGAGCAAAACAAUCCCAAUAUGGUGUUGUGUACUAAACCGGGUUUUCUUUCCUGACAUUCCAACCGCUCAUAAGCUCUACGCUCCACCACAAGUAGUUUCCGAUUCCGAGCAAGCCCAAAUGGCCAAUCUGAUUCCUCAAUUUGUGCAAGCAUUUCAAACUCUCAAUCUCCCUAUUGCAUCUUUCAGAGAGAAAUUUCACAAACCAAUCAGACCCAUUUGGGUGACUCCCGAGUCGCAAAUCUCGGAAACAAGCGAGAUUUUUGAAGACUUCCAUCCAGUUGUUUGCUGUACGGUUUCGCGCAGGGUUUCGGGCGGAGAAAUUAGUGAGGGUGGUUAUAUACAAGGAGCAGGUGACGAUACAGAAAACUGGGCUCACGGACUUACCCCUCCUAUUUUCUGGACAAAUCAAGAAAUCUUAUUCGAGACAUCAGAAGAGGAUUUACCUGGACUCAUUGGAACUUUGAUACAUCAAACAGGCUCAUCGCUCAGAUCGAACGAUAAACUGCGCAUCGUAAAACCAACUUCCUGUCUCUCCAUCUCGACUAUCGAUGCGCUUCCACCCCCAAACACGAAUAGCAGUACCUGCACCAUCGUCCUCUCACCAAAAGUCACACCGAAAGAUACAUGGCACACCUCUCCCUCCCGCCUGGACAUCGGACUCGGCGCCAAAAAAGUCGGCAGCAAGAAUCUCCGCGCCGCUCUCCCAACCAUCUCUUCCUUCUUCCUCGAGUACCUCCACACAUCUUCUGCGAACAAAUCUUCAGACCCAUCUAUCCAAAUCAUCAUCGCAUGCGAGACUGGACACGAUCUCUCAAUCGGUGUCGCACUUGCUCUUCUCUGUCUGUAUUUCGCCGAUAACGGGGAUUUGAAAGUUGUGCGCGGAGAAGAAGAGAGAGAAGAUGCGUCGGUGAAUAAAGAUUUCAUUCGUCAGAGAUUAACCUGGAUUUCUACGUCGAUGCCAGAUGCGAAUCCGAGUCGUGCAACGCUGCAGAGUGUGAAUAGUUUUUUGAUGUCGUAUUGA